CGGAUUGGAGAGUGUUCCUGUUUGUUUUGAGUCAGUAUGUGUCUUCUUUCUCCGCUCCACCAGUGCCCGCGCGUGCAUGCCCUCAGACCCACACUGACCCAGGCACAGGAGAGAUAGCAGCUUCCAAGGGCGCUCUCUCUCUCUCUCCCUCAAGCCUUCCCAUGGCUGUGGAUUCUCCGUGGGACUAUCAGUUCCGGAUCAUCAUGCUGGGCGAUUCCACGGUGGGGAAAUCGUGUCUUCUGAAGCGCUACGCCGACGGGGUCUUUACAGAAUCCAUGAACCAAACGGUGGGGGUGGACUUUUAUGUCCACUUUCUGGAGCUCAUGGAACCCAACCUGCGUAUCAAGCUGCAGUUUUGGGAUACUGCCGGCCAAGAACGGUUCAGGUCAGUGACCCGUUCCUACUACCGUAACGCAGCUGGGGGAGUCCUGAUGUUUGACCUAACCAACCGGGCAUCAUUUGAGAACAUCAGGAGCUGGCACCAGGAAGUGGUGGACACAGUCAAACCUCACUGCCCAGUUUUCCUGCUGGUGGGGAACAAGAGUGACCUGGAGGCUAAACGGAAGGUAGGACAAAAGGAGGCCGAGAAGCUGGCGGUUUCUUUCGAAGCAAAGUAUAUCGAGACUUCGGCGAAAAGUAGCAGCAACGUGGAGGCAGUUUUCCAACUGUUAACUCUGGGCAUCUACAAGGCCUUGAAAAGUGGGGUGAUGAAACCUGGUCCACAGUGGGAUGGAGUGAAAACCAAACUGCCAUCGCCGGUUCAGCCAGAAGUUCCCACUCAGGAAAAGAGAAAGCAGUGUUCUUGUUAGCUGAAAGACAAGAGCCACUGUGUAAGCGGGACGUUCUUGUGUUAACAAUUUUGCAAGAGAAUUUACACAUUGUGCUACACUGUGAAGUUGUGAAGCCGUAAUUCAUUGACUAAAGCCACUAUGGUUUAAGUACAAUGCAAUCUGCGGCAUCCAUAAAUAUGAUUUAUACGUGCCCCAUGGGGUUUGCAGAGCAGAAUUUUGCAAAGCAAAUUUUGCAAGCCUCCUUUGCGGACACAAAUCUUGAAGACUCCAUCAGAGAGGCCUACAAUCUCAUUUAUACUUGCAAGUCACAAAAUGUUAAAAACAAGUGUUCAGGUGAAGCGGCCAAGCUAGAGUUGAGCUCAUGAAGAAUCAAGCUGGGAUACCCAUGGAGCACAGUACCUUGUUUGGUGUGGCAGCUGUGGUCAACUUUCCAUACACAUCUCUAACAGUAAACAAGGAUUCAUUGACGGUUAGAGCUUAUCUUUCCUUUGUAGUUAUGUCACACACUUCUAGCUACUGACUGCACUUCACAUGUUAUUUAGAGCAGGGGUCUCCAACCUUGGAAACUUGAAGACUUGUGGAC
Messenger RNA from Ahaetulla prasina, 1374 nucleotides. Its product is annotated as ras-related protein Rab-39B-like. Gene Ontology annotation, molecular function: GTPase activity; GTP binding. The transcript has 2 exons. The record is from RefSeq and is a predicted model, not a curated record. Bases 162 to 809 code for a protein of 215 amino acids. NCBI's taxonomy places the organism in Eukaryota, Metazoa, Chordata, Lepidosauria, Squamata, Colubridae.